Tachysurus vachellii is the source of this 3522-nucleotide messenger RNA. It is a transcript of the gene micu1, whose product is annotated as mitochondrial calcium uptake 1. Gene Ontology annotation, cellular component: uniplex complex. The record is from RefSeq and is a predicted model, not a curated record. Gene Ontology annotation, molecular function: calcium ion binding. The transcript has 12 exons. Lineage: Eukaryota; Metazoa; Chordata; Actinopteri; Siluriformes; Bagridae. The coding region runs from base 188 to 1636 and encodes 482 amino acids. Gene Ontology annotation, biological process: mitochondrial calcium ion homeostasis; calcium import into the mitochondrion.
UAUGCGGUCUGAGGGCUCUAGUGCGAAGGAGGAUCUUCUGUCCAUUCACGGUUAUUUUUCGGCUAUUCUAUGGACGCACAACGUCUCGUUUCAUCUACGGAAGUAAACACAGACUGACUCAGAAGGAAUUCGCCAAGCGAAGUUAUAAUCUUUCUUCAUUAAACCUGCUUUUUUCAUCGGAGCAAACAUGUAUCGCUUGCGGGCGUUGACAGCAGUCACGGUUGGGACGGUGCAGUGUUCACGGCGCGUACACCGAGCCAGCACGCGCUCGCCUCAGCAUCGCAGAUUGCUUCUGGCUGCUCUGGCAGGAGUAACGGGCAUCUCCGCAACUACAGGACUCCUCUGGACAAAGGCUUAUGCCGAGGCAGCCUCGUCUGUCAAGCUCGAGGAGGAGCUGCACGAGGAGGAAGCAGCGAAAGACACGAACGCAGAUUCUGACAGCAUGGUGGAGUCCGGCAGCAGCGACGAGGAUGACGAGAGCUCAGAGAGCAAGAAGAAGAAACAGAGAGUUGGCUUUCGUGACCGUAAGGUGAUGGAGUACGAGAACCGUAUCCGAGCCUACUCCACUCCUGACAAGAUCUUCCGCUACUUUGCCACACUGAAGAUCAUCAGCGAGCACGGGGACGCCGAGGUGUACAUGACGCCACAGGACUUCAUCCGCUCCAUCACGCCUAAUGAGAAGCAGCCAGAGAACCUAGGUCUGGAUCAGUUUGUGGUGAAACGCUAUGAUGGAAAGAAGAUUGCUCAGGAGCGAGAGAAGUUUGCAGACGAGGACAGCAUCUUCUAUACGCUCGGGGAAUGCGGCCUCAUCUCCUUCUCCGACUACAUAUUCCUCACCACCGUUCUCUCCACACCUCAGAGAAAUUUUGAGAUCGCCUUCAAGAUGUUUGAUCUUAAUGGCGAUGGUGAGGUGGACCUGGAGGAGUUCGAGCAGGUGCAGAGUAUAAUCCGUUCUCAGACCAGCAUGGGCAUGAGGCACAGGGAUCGUUCCACCACGGGAAACACUCUAAGGACGGCCGGCUGCAGUUCGGCUCUCACCACCUACUUCUUCGGAGCGGACCUGAAGGGCAAACUGACCAUCGGCGCGUUCCUGGAAUUCCAGAGGAAACUCCAGCAUGAUGUUCUCAAGCUUGAGUUUGAAAGGAAUGACCCAAUGGACGGCAGAAUCACAGAGAGGCAGUUUGGUGGAAUGCUUCUGGCCUACAGUGGUGUUCAGUCACGUAAACUUAAACAGAUGCAAAAAGGACUGAAGAAGAUGUUCAAAGACGCACAGGGGAUCACGUUUGAAGAAGUGGAGAAUUUUUUCACGUUUCUGAAGAACGUGAACGACGUGGACACGGCGCUGAGUUUCUACCACAUGGCUGGUGCCUCUAUAGACAAAGCCACUAUGAAGCAAGUGGCUCGCACUGUAGCGAAGGUGGAGCUGUCGGAUCACGUGUGCGACGUGGUGUUCGCCUUGUUCGAUUGUGACGGUAACGGCGAGCUGAGCAACAAGGAGUUCAUAUCCAUCAUGAAGCAGAGGCUGAUGCGAGGGCUUGAAAAGCCCAAGGACAUGGGCUUUACUCGCCUGGUGCGUGCUAUGUGGAAGUGUGCGCAAGACACAGCGUGGGACUUCGCCAUGCCUAAACAACAGUAGUAGGAAAGAGAGAGAGGAAGCAGUGAGAGAGGGUUUAAAAAAACAAUAAAAAAAACGAGAGUGAGAUAGAAAGACAAAGAGCAGCUUUGUGUGCAGCCAGCUAAAUUAAGUAAUGAACUGAAGAUGGCAUGUAAUAAAUCAUGCAUAGUGUCCAAUGCUGCUGCAUGAGGAAGUGUGUGUGUGUGAGUGAGUGAGUGUGUGUGUGUGAGUGAGUGUGUGUGUGAGUGAGUGUGUGAGUGAGUGUGUGUGAGUGUGUGAGUGUGUGUGUGUGUGUGUGAGUGAGUGUGUGUGAGUGUGUGUGAGUGUGUGUGAGUGAGUGAGUGAGUGUGUGUGAGUGUGUGUGAGUGAGUGUGUGUGUGAGUGAGUGUGUGUGUGUGAGUGAGUGUGUGUGUGAGUGAGUGUGUGUGUGAGUGAGUGUGUGUGUGAGUGAGUGUGUGAGUGAGUGAGUGUGUGAGUGAGUGAGUGUGUGAGUGAGUGUGUGUGUGAGUGAGUGAGUGUGUGUGUGAGUGAGUGUGUGUGUGUGAGUGAGUGUGUGUGUGUGUGUGUGUGAGUGAGUGUGUGUGAGUGAGUGUGUGUGUGUGAGUGUGUGUGAGUGAGUGAGUGUGUGUGAGUGUGUGUGUGUGUGUGUGUGUGAGUGAGUGUGUGUGAGUGAGUGUGUGUGAGUGAGUGUGUGAGUGAGUGUGUGAGUGAGUGUGUGUGUGCGAGUGUGUGUGCGAGUGUGUGUGCGAGUGUGUGUGCGAGUGUGUGUGCGAGUGUGUGUGCGAGUGUGUGUGCGAGUGUGUGUGCGAGUGUGUGUGCGAGUGUGUGUGUGUGAAGGACUCCAGCUUCUCCACUUAAGUCCCUUCCCAGCUCACACUUCUUAUAGUCUGCCACAUAUGUGCAAAUAUCACAGGCAAGAAUUUUAAGAUGUUUAUCUAUACUGAGAAAAGAGCUUUUAAUACAAGUAUAAAGAUGGUUGUGCAUGCAAAAUGUAUCUGUGACCCUUUUCAUUUUAGAAUGACUUACGGUCCUGAGGUCAUGUCUGUGCAGUGUUCAUGUGGGUUUCCUCCAACCUCCUAAAAACAUGCAAAUAGCUGGUUGGAGAUUAUAAAUGUGGGUUAAUGGUGCCCUGUGAUGCACUACUGUCCCACCCAGAGUGUAUUUCUAGUUCACGGAUGUUAAUGGGAUGGCCACCGGGUCCGCCGCAACACCUUACCAGUAUAAAAAGGGCCACGGAAGAUGAAUAAAUGCAUUAUAAUGGCAUUUGUAAAUGGUAAUUAUUUAUAAUGUAAACCCUAAAUUGAUGAAAUUCCUUUUCAGAAGCAUGAAUUAUGAUUAUACACGUGGUUCUGUUUAUGUACCGAUACAAGACAAGACACUAUGAAAACCAUGUAAGAACAAUUGCAUGUUUAAAACACGCAUCACAUCAGCCAGAUCAAGGUUAAACUUUUUGUGUAAACAGAUUUCAGUUCUUUUCUUAGUACAGAAAAAACGUGCACGUUCCCUGCCUGCGGCACUCAGGUGUGUGAUACAGUAUAAACUAGUGAGAAUGCUGGAGUUCUUCUAAGGGCUGAGGGGAUUGUCGGAUGUUUUGCAAGCGUUGUUGACAUGCACUAAAACGCUGAAAAGCUCUUCAGAAGGUCUUUGAUUUAGAGCUCUCUGCCUUCUUACAAAGCAAAACUGUGUCUGUUUUAAAGGACGCAUACAGAAAAGCCAAACCCUAGCACUCAGCAUUACAGUGUACUUUAUAACUCUUUUUUUUUUUUAUAUAUAUAAUAUAUAAUUAUAAAGUGGCUAUGGGUGUGAAAAAAAACUUCAUUGGGAACAUGAUGCUAUGUACAUGAAUAUCUAUUAUUGAAUGAGUGUGACUGAUGUUCAGAGUUACUAUAUUAAACCAUUUUUCAUGA